Molecule: messenger RNA, 1638 nt
Organism: Fraxinus pennsylvanica
Lineage: Eukaryota; Viridiplantae; Streptophyta; Magnoliopsida; Lamiales; Oleaceae
Source: the annotation of a GenBank genome assembly
AUGAUAUUACAGGCUCGUGAACAAGCUGUUAGAUCUAUGGUAUGGAGUUACAAUGAGAACUGGAUGGUUACUGGGGAUGAUGGUGGCUCCAUAAAGUAUUGGCAAAAUAAUAUGAACAAUGUGAAAGCCAAUAAAUCUGCACAUCGAGAAUCAGUCCGUGGCUUAAGCUUCUGCAGGACAGAUUUGAAGUUCUGCUCCUGUUCUGAUGACACUACCGUGAAAGUAUGGGACUUUGCCAGGUGCCAAGAGGAGAGCUCAUUGUCUGGCCAUGGUUGGGAUGUAAAAUGCGUCGACUGGCAUCCAACUAAGUCCUUAUUGGUCUCUGGUGGUAAAGACAACCUUGUCAAACUCUGGGAUGCUAAGUCGGGGAAAGAGCUCUGCUCAUUUCAUGGGCACAAAAAUACAGUUCUUUGCACGACAUGGAAUCAAAAUGGUAACUGGGUUUUAACUGCUUCAAAGGAUCAAAUUAUCAAGCUUUAUGAUAUAAGGGCAAUGAAGGAGCUUGAGUCUUUCCGCGGACAUAGGAAGGAUGUCACUGCACUGGCUUGGCACCCAUUUCAUGAAGAAUACUUUGUUAGUGGGAGUUUUGACGGAUCAAUUUUCCACUGGCUAGUUGGGCACGAAGAUCCCCAGGUUGAGAUACAAAAUGCACAUGAUAAUAGUGUUUGGGACCUCGCUUGGCAUCCUAUUGGAUAUAUUCUUUGCAGUGGUGGCAAUGAUCAUGCUACCAAAUUUUGGUGUAGAAACAGGCCUGGGGAUGCUGCUCGUGAUAAAUUCAACAUUGGGGCAAACCGAGGUUUUGGUGAGCAAAACCCUGCUGUGGGAGGUCGCAUACAAGGUCAAUUCCCAAUGCCUGUGCCCCCCACAAUUCCUGGACCAUUUGGAGCUGGUUUGACACGAAAUGAGGGAACAAUCCCAGGGGUUGGAGUUGCAAUGCCCCUAUCUUCUCUUGACUCGUCUGCUCAAGGAGAGCAGAAACUACCUAUGUCUUUAGGAGCUCCUCCUCUUCCUCCUGGUCCACAUCCAUCUCUCCUUUCGGGCAAUCAACAGCAGCCUUAUCAACAAAAUUCUCCACAACAGCAUCAAUCCCUACCUCAGCAAAAUUCCUCUAUGCCAUUGCCACCUAAUAUGUCUCAGCUACAACCUCCUUCCCAUUUACAUAUGUUACAACAUCCUCAUUUACCUCGCCCUCCACCCCAGCUACAACCACAUAAUAUGCCUUCAAAUAUCCCAUCUUCAAUUCCAGGAUCUCUGUCCAUCCAAUCAAUGCCCAUGCCUGGUCCUAUGGGGAUACAAGGUGGUAUGAAUCAGAUGGUUCCUCCAUCACCUCAAGGUCACUUUAUGGGCAUGAAUCCCAUGCCUUCUGGAUCUGGACCACAAGGAAAUAUGCCUCCAGGUGGAAUUCCAAAUGGGAUGCCAAAUAUGCAGGGUCCUCCUAAUGCAAGUGGCAAUCAAAUGUACCCCCCAGGUGGUGGCUUCGGCAGGCUGCAAGCUGGACAGAUGCCGAUGAUGCCGGGACUUAAUCCUUACCAGUCUGGAAAUACAAAUGCUCCUGGAAUGCCAUCGAAUUUUGGUCUUUCAUCCGGGACUCCUCCACUGCCUCCAGGUCCCCCACCACACGGUCAACCACAUCAGUAG